Mucor mucedo is the source of this 438-nucleotide messenger RNA. RefSeq lists its product as uncharacterized. Bases 89 to 355 code for a protein of 88 amino acids. Lineage: Eukaryota; Fungi; Mucoromycota; Mucoromycetes; Mucorales; Mucoraceae. The record is from RefSeq and is a predicted model, not a curated record. The transcript has a single exon.
AUUGGCGUCUGGAUUUAAGUUUGGUCGAUAUAAAAAGGGUCCUUCAUUCUCUUCCCCUUUUCUUUUUAUUUCUUACUCUUUUUAAAAAAUGAAACUCUUUUCUAUUGUUACUAUAGUUGCUUUGCCUGCUCUUAUAUCUGCUGCCAGAGAAAAUUGUGUAUCCAAUGACAUUGAUUGUAGUGUAAAUCCUUGUUGUCCCGGUUUUGACUGUAGCAGUGAAACUCAGCGAUGCAUCCCGGAGAGACCAAAGAAAUUUUGUAAAAUUUUGGGACUUACAUGUGGACCUGAUUCGAAGAAAUGUUGUCCAGAUACUUCUUGUGAUGCUGUUACCGGAAGAUGUGUCAUCGACCCAUAAGUGAUAAGAAGACUUACUAUAACUUUUUCAUGAAAAUAAAAAUCAUAAAAAUGUAUUAUGCAUUUUGCUGUUGGUGUGACCUU